AUGCGAUCUCAUACGUCUACAUUAAUUUUAAAUGGAAAUAUUUCUCCAUUAUGCAAUUAUGAUAAAAACACACAUGUUCUAAAUAAUACUUGUCCUUUUGACUCCGUUAUAGUUGGUAUUGCAGUUGCAUAUGUAGAUUAUGAACAAUAUGCUUCUUUCAUCGAUGGGUCAAAAAAUGAGUACUUAAAUUUAGCAAAAGAUCUUGGUCGUCAUGGCUCAUCGAAAUUAUCAUACACAAGAAGAUUGAUAUUAUUGAUGCCAUAUUUCGAUAUAUCUACAUCUAUUCCCUCUGUGUAUACUCUUAAUACUGAAUGUAAUGUCUUGAAAGUCAUCCAAGAUUAUAUGAAAAAUGAUCCUAACUGUACUCAGACUAUACUAUGUUCAAAUAAAAACUGUCCUGAAAAAGAUAGAAUAAGACAUUCAGCUUCAAUAAUAAUAAAUGACUUAAACAAAAUACUUGAAAAAGGGUUUUCAUGUCUAAAUAUGUUAUUAGAAAAUUAUUUAAAAUCAGAAAGAACACCAUGCAUUUAUAAACAUUGUGACGGCAUAUUAAAGAAAGAAAAGAAGCUCGGAAGCCACAUUUUUAUUGAAACUGAUCAAUUAUCAAUAGACUCAUCCACAUUUUCGUGUCUUUUAAACCAAAUUCCAGUGAACAUAAAUCUAAACAAUGAGAAGUAA
Molecule: messenger RNA, 678 nt
Organism: Macrosiphum euphorbiae (potato aphid)
Lineage: Eukaryota; Metazoa; Arthropoda; Insecta; Hemiptera; Aphididae
Source: the annotation of a GenBank genome assembly